Molecule: messenger RNA, 921 nt
Organism: Protopterus annectens (West African lungfish)
Lineage: Eukaryota; Metazoa; Chordata; Ceratodontiformes; Protopteridae
Product: olfactory receptor class A-like protein 4
Exons: 1
Coding region: 1-921 (306 amino acids)
Biological process (GO): G protein-coupled receptor signaling pathway
Cellular component (GO): membrane
Molecular function (GO): G protein-coupled receptor activity
Source: RefSeq, a predicted model, not a curated record
AUGGACACUGCUACUGCACAUGUUAUUUUGUACGGCAUCUUGGUGUUUUCUGGCAUUUCUGGAAACAUUGUAGUUCUUAUGAUGAUUAUUUCCUCAGCCAUGGAGAACCACUAUAUCCCACCUUCAGAUGUCAUCCUUAUGAACCUCUGUGCGAUAAGUCUUCUUCUUUCAUUUUUUCGAAACAUCUGGCUGUUCAUAGAAGACCUAGGCUUCUCCAUCCGACUUUCUUACAAUGGCUGCAAAGCCUUUAUGUUGAUUUGGGUGUGGUUAAGAACUGUUAAUGUAUGGGCCACCUUCUGUAUGAGCUUUUUUCACUUUCUUAAUAUCAGGAGUCAGCAUUUCAAGACAGCUCAAAAAAGAAAGAAAAUUAAUAAUGUUGGACUUAGUAUAACCAUAAUCUGGGCCUUUAAUCUACUGUACGCCAUUCCUGCCUAUGUAUACUCCAGCCAUAAUAGUGAUAAUGACACUGAGGUUCUGAUGGUCAUGAGUUCCAGCACCAGACCAUUGCUGGGUUGUGUUUGGGAUUUUCCCACACAAAAAUCAGGUAUUGCCUAUGCCAUGGCCACUCUUGUGAUACAUGAAAUCACCCCCAUCUUUCUGAUGGGGGUCAUUAACUUUAACAACAUUGCCAUCCUGAACCACCACAUCAGAGCUGUACGAACUGAGAACAUGGUUUCACAGUUUGCCGCUGAACGGAGGGCAACAAAGGUCAUACUGGUCCUGGUGAUGCUAUUUGUGUUAUGCUGGGGGUCAAAUGUGUUUGCUGUCAACUACUACAACUACAACAGAGGACAUUCUGCAAUGCCAGCUUUAAUUUUAGCAAACUUUGCUGCUUCUAUUUUUAUUGGUUUUAGUCCCCUAAUCCUUGUAAUGGGGCAUACCAAGUUACGUAACAGACUUAAGAAAAUGUUCUCUUUUUAG